CGAGAGCACGGAUUCGUGUGUAUGUGUGUGUAUACCGGAGAGAGGAGACAGGGUGUUUGUGGUAGAAGACAAAUCUGAUUAAUAAAUGUGAUCAAAUGUUCGUGGAGAAAACAGCACGGUGUCUUAUUAAUUGGGAUGACUUCCAGCAUUGAUGAUGUUGGCCGCAUCCAUGGAGGACAAAGAGGCGAGGUUAACUCGGAUCUCCUCUUCAGUUCAACCUUUUCAGAUCGCUACAAGGCCUGCUUUCACAAGUGAAACGGUGCUUGAGAACAAAGUGGUCUCCAUGGCAAGUAAGGACUGCAGCUUGGUUCAGUCUUCACCUGCUGAGGCGAGCCUAGCCAAGCCUGCUGUAGCAUCAGCUGCUAAAUCUGAGGGGAUUGUUGAUGCUGGGCAAGCUGUUUCAAAUAUCGCCUCAGCUUCGGACUCUCUACCAUGCACUGUAACAGACUUGGGCAGCGACACACCAGUGAGACCAUCUACCACAUUUGGCAAUUCAGAACUUGCAGAUAGCUUUCCUGCUGUGUUGACCUACAAAGGUGUCAGCGUGUCUUUGGAGAAUAACAAAGUGUGGCAGCAGUUCUUCAGCUGUGGAACUGAGAUGAUUCUUACCAAACAGGGGCGUCGCAUGUUCCCGUACUGCAGAUAUCGUCUGACUGGCCUGGAUCCUGAGCAGCAGUACAAACUUAUCCUAUCCAUAGAUCUGGCCGACCAGUACAAGUACCGCUGGAACUCUUCCAAGUGGGAGGUCAGUGGAAAAGUGGAGCACCAGGCUGAGGGUGUGGCCCGAGCAUUUUCCCACCAUUACUCACCCAGUCGAGGCGCAACGUGGAUGGGGAGCUUGAUAUCUUUCUACAAACUCAAAUUGACCAAUGGCACCCUACCAGGAGGUCAUGUGGUACUACAUUCCAUGCAUCGAUACAUUCCGAGACUCCAUGUGAUACCUGUCAUCAGUGGGGGUGUACCCACACUGGACCAACCUGCGAUUACAGGACCAGACAUCAUGACUUUUACUUUUCCACAAACUGAGUUUAUGGCAGUGACGACUUAUCAAAACUUCAGAAUCACCCAGCUGAAAAUUAACCACAAUCCCUUUGCAAAGGGUUUUAGGGACGUUGGGCUCAAAUUCCACUUGAACAGAGUCAGGACUGCUUCUCAUCCUGUGGGGAAGGAGGACCUGAAUCCAACCAUGUUGAAACCAGCUGUACCUGAAGAAGAGAAAAGUGAGCUGGAGAAUCUGAGGACUACAGACCGCACCAACUCUGCUGCUCUCUCAAGCGAACAAGACGCUUCAUUGGCGUUGAAGCCCGUGAUGUUGACCUCUGCCAGUCACGAUAAAUCACCAGCCCAACCUGCUGGAAGCAACUGUGGUCAUGGUGAGCUGAUGCCUUUGGAGAAACGUCCACCUCUGGAACCAAACAACAAAAAUGGGGCCGUUAAUGUCAUCUCAAAGCUGCGAGUACCCACAGGUCUGAAACCAUUCGUGUCUCCCAAAGCAUCAUCUGCUAGGUACUGCAGGAGACGCAAGAAGAAAAACAGACAUUGGGGAAAUUCCCAGGGACGUCAGUGGAAAGCCAUGGCUGCCUCCCCCACGUUAGUCCGCAGCCCCUCAUUGACUGUCGCUAUGCAACCGGAACUGGAUGAUGUAGAGGGCCUGCUGUUUGUGUCGUUCAUCUCAAAGGAAGCUCUUGAUGUUCAUGUUGGGGUCAAGCCAUCCAGCGGCCCAUCAUGUGGAAGAACUCAAACAGAUGAGCGAUGCAGAGAUGAGGGAUUGUCCUUCAUCUCCCGGACAGGAAAGACUAACGACGUUACAAAAAUAAAGGGAUGGCAAAACAAGUUUGUUAGAAGCAGCAAUGCUUCUCUUUCAAAAUGUGAUGAAGGCUCAAAUAGAGACCAGUCCGCUUUCUGCAGUAACAUGCUCGAUGAGUAUUUGGAAAGCGAAGGUCAGCAGAUCGCUGAGCGUGCAGCUGCCUUCUCCACCAUCCCCGAAGGCCCCGUAGCCUAUUGGUUACCCGAUAAAAGCACCAGCUAUGUGAAGACCCUCGACAGUGCACUAAAACAUCGCAGUGUCACAUUGAAAUCACCAUUGGAGGGGAACACCUCUUGUCCCCUUUCAGACAAAUCCCUUCAGUGUUCUGCCCUGGCAUCAUCAGCGCCCUCUGUGGACAGCCCUGAAGCGCAGUCACAUUUGCAACCAAGUGCAAAGCUCCCUGAUGUUUCAGAAAGAUCACCCACACGGCACAGUCGGGUCAACAGGAGACGAGGUGCGAACUUUGUGCAGAGGCGUGGAAACACACUGCGACCUCAAAAAGACUAUAAGAGCAUUCUCAAACUCCAGGACAUCGAAAUGGAAACAGCCAGCCAGGGCCUGAAUAAAUCACAUCUGACUCGAAAGCGGUUGUCUGCGUCUCUGUCCGCACUGCAGACGGCGACGAAUCAGAUGAUGCCCCACCAGGUUCAAAAAGCACCAGAGGCUCCUCCUCCCAAUGUUGCCAGGCCUAUAUGUGGCAAGCAGCACUGCAACCUUGGUUGUGUGUGUUCCAGUAUCGAAUGUGCGAAAAGGGAAGUGGGUCACUGUCGGCACCCUGAAUGCAUGUUUGACUACGUCUGCUUGAAAGUGGUGGCAAACAUGGAUCAGAAGAUCCAACCCAACCCAGUUUCCCAUUUUAAGAAACUGGGGGACUGCACCACUGAUGAGCUGGACCCGGAGCCACUUCAUAUCCCACAGUGUGGCGUGUUCGCAGCCCCUAUGCAGCCCCAAACGUACACCCCUGCAAUGCGCACCCCUGCAAUGCAUAAUGUUAACGUGAUACGAGAAGAGGAUAAGGAUCCCGUCUAUAAAUACCUAGAAAGCCUGAUGACCUGUGCACGUGUGAGAGCAUUCAAGAGCAAGCCACCUUCUGAAGCGACCUUGGAGAUGAAGUACAUCACCUCUUCUACACUGAACGCCAAAACAUUGCAGAAGGCUUCAGGCAACCUGCCAAAAACAUAUCGCAGAACGUUGCUAGCUGUUAAAAAACCAGCAGGGAGUAUCCCUUCAGGAGCCAGAAUAAAGAAACAAAUUGAGAUUCAGUCAGGUUGCAAGUGGAACCAGGACCGCGAAAUGAUCCUAGAAGCAUUAUAUCAGCGCAUGAAUGAGGGCAGGCUGUCUCAGCGGUUCUGCAUGGGACCGUACUACAUCCGCCCAGUCACCAGAAUCUUUAUGCGGAAGCCCAGUGGAUCCAUCCUCACCUAUAGGGUUCACAUAAGUAAGCCGGGAAAAGGCAGUGAUGACGAGGAUGAAAGUGUGGAGGAAAAUGGCUCUGCGGAGGAUGACGGCUCUGAUGAGCAGGCUGUGCAGAAAUAUGGCGUGAUCCCCUUCCUGAGUCGCGCUAUUCCUGCUGGGACACUGAGGGCGAAUAAGAAACCUGUUGGCUGUAUUGGUACUGGUCUUAUACAGGUAAAUGGAAAAUCCUACAAUCAGGCCAAAUUGUUGCUGGGCAACAUGGGAUCUCUCCAUCCAGCAAACCGCCUUGCGGCGUAUGUCACCGGUCGGAUUAAUGCUCCGAGCAGCAUUUCUCUUCAGACCUCCGACUUUAAAAACAGCACAAAUGCGCUUCAGUCUCACCGUGUGAAGACUACAGGCACAGUCAUUCCUCCAGUUAUCACUGCAAGAGCAACAACUGACCACAAGGCGCCAAACCUCUCACCAGUCCAACGACAGCCUUUAAUAAUGGAGUCCAGCUCCUCCCCUCAGCAUUUGCAAACCGCUGCCACCAUCAGCUUCAACCAGCACAACUCAGUCAACCACCGACUGAACGGCUCCAUGCCCUCACCUGUCUCCCAGACUGCGUCCCUGUCACUGAAGACUCCCAGCUUCCUGGGAGAGAGUGGGACCUAUUCAUUCAGGAUCUGUCCUCCGACCAACCAGGGCAACACAGGCGGUAGCCAGAAGCGAGGAGGCGUCACCCUGCCUGGAGGCUUCACCAUCAUCCAACUCCCAAAGCCUGGUGCUAACUGCGCAGAAUCUGGAAAAACCAAAGAGGACAAUGGCAGUGUUGUCCCACUACAGAUUGCAUUGGUUGCUCGUGGCUACUCUGUAGGUAAAGCUGAUAACCACAGUGGAGCUGCAAACCACGCCAUCACAGCAGCUAAAAACCAGUCAGACAGUAAACCAGUGGAUGCUGGCUCCUCCCCCGAGCUGGUCUCUGAGGAGAAAAUGCCAGCAGAUGAGAAAAAUGAAACCAAAAAACAGCUGCUGAAGAGUCAGGAAGACUCAUAUGUUGAUGUUGUUUCAGAAGAUUUGACCUCAGACGGUUCGGAUUAUUCAGCAGAGGAUGAUGGAGACCAAACUGAGGAAAUGGUGGACAUUGAGACAGUUGAAGAAGAGAGUCAGCAAAUGGUCAUAGCUAAACUGAGGGAAGGUGUCAGCAUGGAACAAGGGUCACGGGAUUCUGAUGACCAUUGUGGCGCAAUAAACAAAGUCCAAAAGCAAGAAGUGGUCAGGAAGAAAACAAAAAUUGUAACCAACCAUACAAUGCUCGAGAGGAUACGGCGGUCUGAACAACGUGACCUCUUUGAAAGACUUCAGAAAGCUCUUCAGGUUGACCCCAAGGCCUCCAGACACUACCUUCUCGCAUCGGGGGUACGAGAAAUCAGACACCUGGUUGAGACCUCCAAACGACUGGAGCAAGAGAAGAAGAAUUUAGCUGAGAUUCAAGCCACUUAUUUGAAGAAGCUUUCUUUUUUUUCUGGAAAAUCACAGAACCUGAUUAAACAGAAGGUGAUGGAGAUCUGUAAGAGGCAGAAAAUGAAAGAAAUAAAGCAGAGUUCAUGUCUUCCUGUUUGUCACAUGCCCCACUAUAAAACGCCUGUCUUACAAAACACUAGAUUGCAGUCCGUAACACAACCUCAGCCUGACCGAGACGUUGUUUCUGCCCAAACCAGUGCAACCCAGCCCAUGCCACUACCUCACCCUGUCUCUCACAUGGUUUCUGCCCAGAACAAUGCAACCCAGCCUAUACAACCACCUCAACCUGUCACACGCAUGGUUCCUGGCCAAAACAAUGCCAUCCGUCCCAUACAACCACCUCAGCAUGACCCAGACAUGGUUCCUGUCCAGACUGAUGCAUCUCAGCACAUACUGCCACCUGAGCCUGACCCACAUGUGGCUCUAGCCCAAACCACUGCAGCCCAACCAACAACACUACCUCAACCUGACCCACAUGUGGUUUCAACGGAAAGUAAUGUGCCUCAGCCCAUAACAGCACCUCAGCCUGACCCCCAUGUGGUUCCAAAGAAAACUGUGUUUCGGGUGUUCAAAUCACCCCAGACUGAUGUAUGUAUGAUUCCAGUCAAAAUUAAGGUCACUGGACCGAUAACACCAUCCCAGACUGACUCGUGUGUGGUUCCAAUCAAAAUCCAGGUCACUGCACCAUUGAAGGCGUUGCAGACUGACUCGCAUGUGGUUCCAGUCAAAACUAAGGUGCCUGGCCAGUUGACGCAACAACCUCAUAGUGACUCACAUGCGGUUCCUACUCAGACUAGUGGGCCUCAACCCACAUUCUCAGCCCAACCUGACCCAGACAUUCCUACAGUCCCAACCACAACGAAACAGACCAUAUCUCCAUCCCAACCUGAUCUUCACAUGGCUCCCACACCAGAUGUUGCGCUUCAAGAAACACCACCAUCAGAAAAAGAGCAGGCAAAAGAGGAUUCAUUGGCUUCAGUUGUACUUGGUCAUAAUCAGUCCAUUCUGGAGGACGAUCAGGAAGUCCCUGAACCCCCAGCCCAGAUCACCAUGCCAUGCAGUCCUGAAGUAGAGAGCCAGUCUCAAACACCUUCAGACCCAGCUACAACUCAGGCCCAGGAUAGUUUGUCUGAACUUUCAUCUCCAGUCCAGUCAAACAAACAUAUUGUGCAUCUUUCUAAGCCUGUGACUCUUCCUCUGAUCCGCUCCAAAACCGGCAGACUCAUACUUCCGUCGUCUCUGAAGCCAUCUGGUAAAGGCUAUUACGCAUUCAUGCUUAUGAACGACAAUAAGCAGGGAAAUGAGAGCAAGGCUCACUCUUCAUCUGAUGCGGAUUCAACGAAGAACCAAGAGACAAGCCUUCCUGAAGCUGAGCAAAUAUUGGAUCCAGAAACUAGUCAAAAUGCAGAACAGUCAAAGACAUCUUCUCUUCUUGUGGACCAAACUGCUCAGUCUUCAGAGCCGAAGCCAAAAGGCUCUGAGAUAACGUCACCUCUAGUCAAGCUUGCCCUCCUUAACCAGUCAAUCAAUGCGGCAUCAGGGGCACUGAACCCUCAGGAUACAAGCAAGGACAGGGGCUCAAUGACUCCAGAAAAAAUCCAAAAUAUUUUUGAAGGUUUUAAAAGUCUUGAGGAGAGCAAGAAGACACUGACUCAGAUGCAGUCCGAGUAUAUGAAGGAGGCCACCUAUUUGACUGGGACACCAGAGAAGCAGUUGAAACCAAAACUGAAGGAGCUUUGUGACUGGCAGAAACAGGAGAAAACAAAAGAAAUGGAGACUGACUUUUACUUUUCCCGUCUACUUCAAGAGAAAGCUGCUCUUGUGCAAAACUCCACUGAGCAAUCUAAGGCCCAUCCUCAGUCUGACUCACACAAAACGUCAACCCAAAUUCCUGCCCAGAAGAUCACACAGUCAUUACUCAAAGAAGCACUCUCAUCACCAAAGGAGCAUCUACAAGGUGAUGCUCUGGCUUCAGUCCCAGCCAGGCAGUCUCAGCCCUUGGUGGAGAACCUUCAGGAAGCAUCUGGAGACCAAGCCAAGGUCACCAUGCCUGAUUUCCCAAUGGAAAACAACAAUGGAGCAACAACUGAAGCCCCAGCGGAAGCCUCACCUUCAACCCCGUUAAACACCCACACUGUAUCAUCCCCAAAGUCCUGUACUCUUCCUCUGAUCCGCUCCAAGACCGGCAGAAUCAUACUUCCUUCAUCUCUUAAACCAAUUGGUCAAGGCUACUACACGCUCAUAGUCAACAAACUCAAGGAGAGUAUUGAGGAGAGCGAGGUUACUGCUUCCCCUAAUCCAACGCCUUCUGACGCAGACACCUCCAACAACCAAGAUAAGAGCGUUUGUGAGUCUAACCAAACUUUAGAUUCAGAAAAUAGUCAAACCACAGAUGCGGCAGAUGCAUCAUCUCCCCAUGUGGACCAACUUUCAAAGCCCAAUUUGGCUGUUCAAACAACCCCCUUAGCAAAGCUGUCCUUCCUCAACCAAUCAGGCCUCACACCGUCGGUGACCCUACAACCUCUGAAGAUGUGUAUGAAGGGAGGCGGAGUGGCGGGUUUGAACAAAACCAUGCCGACGGCCUGUCUGAGUUUUAACCGCAUGAACGUUGAGCCUCAACCCGAGCAUGUGGUGUUUCGCCGUCGCCGAGGUAGGCCUCGAAAGUGCAUGAUGCAGCGAGUAGAAGCAUGCACAAAUGUGAUAAACAAUGAAAGUGACACACCUGUGGAGGAUAGUAAAAUUAAAAGUGAGCAUGAAACAUUUCUCGCCGAAGAGCCUGGUAAAAGCGGUUUAGUGGAAGUGACACAGACACGAGCUGAAGAUUCCUCCGUAGAGGUCAGUGAAGUAGAUGAUAGCCCUGUGCUGGUGAAACGGAGAAGAGGGAGACCUCGGCGCAUCAAAAGUGCACAACUCAGGAGUCCUACUGCAACUUGUGAUGAUGACCAGGAGUCAUCUCUUGUGGCACAGCCAGAGCACAGCCCCUCAAAAUCCAGUCCAUCAUCAGAGCGAUUGCGUCGAUAUCUGCAAAUAAUUAGAAACCGUGACACUAAAUCCGGACAAGGCCCCACAGAAGCCGUUUUGCUUGGCAAUAUGAACGCAUCGCGGCCGUUGACUCGAGGUGCAUUGGGGAAAGACUUCCCAAGUGCAAAGAAACGGUCCUGGGUAGACGUGGAAAAGGAACUGGAUCCCGAACUGGACUCGGAGUAGUGAUCCAACCUUUCUACCUCAAUAACAGCUAACGCACGAGGUCCAUUGAUCUCAGUCUGUCGCUGAAACCUCAAAACACUUCUAAUAUAGCAGCAUCAUCUUAAUGACAUUUCUUCUUUGUUCAUUACUACGGCAGAAAAUAUUGCACCAUAAUUCUGACCAGAUGUGCCUGCUUGUAAAUCCAAAGAACCAAUGAAUUAAUACCUGAUACUAUGCGUUUUGUACGUGUGCAGCAUUAAGUGGAGUGGACUCCGUCUUUGGGGUAAGUUUGUUUUCCGGUACAAAGAAUGUGAGAGCGGACUUAUGAAUGAAUCCCACAGUCAUGUUUGAUAUCUUGUUUCCUAAAGUCGAUCUUUUCUAUAAAAUUUUUUGAUUGCUUUGAAUGACACACUGGAUGAGAUUUAAUUAAAUUAACUUUUUUUUUUUUAAGUUGUUUACAUCUGAUCUGCUGUAGCACUACCAGUGGACACUUGCUUUACUUUUGUUCACACUUGCACACUUCCGUUCAUUAUAUUGUGUUUGAGUUCUGUACCUCAGAAGGAUGUUGCGCUGACUUUAUUUAUCCCAGGAUACAUUUAUUCGUGUUUUCCAGAUUUCGCCAAAGAAGUUAACAUGAAGGGAAACUAUACUGUAGCUGGUGUCGAGUAGCUGGCACCAAAUCCUACUCACUGUUUAAAGAUUCUUGUAGUGUAAUUUUACAUGCUUAUUUUGCUGGUACCAUAUCUUGGCGUAGUAUAUUUUAUGUACAAUGUUAUGAUGUCGUCCUGCCUAAAACAUGAAGUAAUAGACAGCUGGUAAAUAUAAAUUAUUUUAGUAAAACAUAAAUGAUGCUUUGUUUUCAUUACUUGGGAUAUUUUACAGUUAUGUGAUUGGGCAGUGUUGACCUUGGUGGGUAGUGAAUCUUGGUAUCAGUUCAUCUUCAUUAUCAAGAUGAUGCUAUGAGUUAAAUUAUCUGCGUGAGUUGGACUCAUUUUGGGGCAAUUCGCAUUUGUUUUUUGACAUGAAAUCAUUGGAUGUUUUAAUUGUGAUAUUUCUGUUUUGACACUGAAAGGGGAACAUAAGCAUUUUUAAAAAUAUAUUUAUGGUGCCUUAAACAUUUUCGCAAUGAGGGUCAUGCAAGAUAUUGUAUUCUUUAAAGACCCAAAAUUGUUUUCCAAAUGUAUAUUACAUAAAGCUGAAUAUCCUUUCUUACUACUGUAAAUAUAAUAAAAUAUGUAUUGUAGUGUUUGCAAAUUAUUCAACCCAA
Thalassophryne amazonica is the source of this 9179-nucleotide messenger RNA. RefSeq lists its product as uncharacterized. Gene Ontology annotation, biological process: positive regulation of DNA-templated transcription; cell fate specification; regulation of transcription by RNA polymerase II. The record is from RefSeq and is a predicted model, not a curated record. Gene Ontology annotation, cellular component: nucleus. NCBI's taxonomy places the organism in Eukaryota, Metazoa, Chordata, Actinopteri, Batrachoidiformes, Batrachoididae. Gene Ontology annotation, molecular function: RNA polymerase II cis-regulatory region sequence-specific DNA binding; protein dimerization activity; DNA-binding transcription factor activity, RNA polymerase II-specific.